This is a messenger RNA of Condylura cristata (star-nosed mole), 3619 nucleotides long. It is a transcript of the gene MAP2K5, whose product is annotated as mitogen-activated protein kinase kinase 5. Gene Ontology annotation, molecular function: protein binding; protein kinase activity; ATP binding. The coding region runs from base 573 to 1919 and encodes 448 amino acids. Lineage: Eukaryota; Metazoa; Chordata; Mammalia; Eulipotyphla; Talpidae. The record is from RefSeq and is a predicted model, not a curated record. The transcript has 22 exons. Gene Ontology annotation, biological process: protein phosphorylation.
UCCUUCUCCUUCCCUAGCCGCUGCCGCCGCCUGAACGCGCGGCCUCGCGACCGGGACUGAGUCCUCGUGCGCCGCGCCCGCUGGUUCUGCCGGGGGCAGAGGACUUGCCCCUGAUCCUGCGGCGCAGGCCCCCUCGGCUUUCCUGUGCUUCGGCGGCCCCGCGGCUCCUUCCUAACAGCCCAGGACUCAGUCUUCCCAGUCAAGGACCCUCCCCUGGUGCCCUAAGGAGUGGACACCUGCCACUGUAUCUCCCUAAGAGGGGAUCGUCGCUCCGCCGUCUACUCACACCCACACUGACGCCACAGAGAGCUUCACGAUCCCGUUUUGCCCUCCUUUCCAACUCCAGAACCUUCCGCUCUCAGCUAGUUGUUACUGGCCCCUGCCCCUUGUGCAUCCUGCGCUCACAGGGGGCAUCUCCUCACCCUAGACAGCGUGGGCCUGGCUCGGUGCUUAAGGGGCCCCGUCCUGACUACCCCUCUCUCAUCUCACCCUCUGUCUCUUCUCUUGGAGCCCCCUCUUAACCAGGGGCCAGUGGGUACCCUCCUCCAGAAUGUGAGCCUCUUUAACCUGUAAUGCUGUGGCUGACCCUUGACCCCUUCCAUGCCAUGGAGAACCAGGUGCUGGUGAUUCGCAUCAAGAUUCCAAAUAGUGGCGCGGUGGACUGGACGGUGCACUCGGGGCCGCAGUUACUCUUCAGGGAUGUGCUGGAUGUGAUAGGCCAGGUUCUGCCUGAAGCAACAACCACAGCAUUUGAAUAUGAAGAUGAAGAUGGUGAUCGAAUUACAGUGAGAAGUGAUGAAGAAAUGAAGGCAAUGCUGUCAUAUUAUUAUUCCACAGUAAUGGAACAGCAAGUAAAUGGACAGUUAAUAGAGCCUCUGCAGAUAUUUCCAAGAGCCUGCAAGCCUCCUGGGGAACGGAACAUACAUGGCCUGAAGGUGAAUACUCGGGCUGGACCCUCUCAACACAGCAGCCCAGUAGUGUCGGAUUCUCUUCCCAGCAAUAGCUUAAAGAAGUCAUCUGCUGAACUGAAAAAAAUAUUAGCCAAUGGCCAGAUGAAUGAACAAGACAUACGAUACCGAGACACCCUUGGUCACGGCAACGGAGGCACAGUCUACAAAGCAUAUCAUGUCCCAAGUGGCAAGAUACUGGCCGUAAAGGUUAUACUGCUAGAUAUUACACUGGAACUUCAGAAGCAAAUUAUGUCUGAAUUGGAAAUUCUUUAUAAGUGUGAUUCAUCAUAUAUCAUAGGGUUUUAUGGUGCAUUUUUUGUAGAAAACAGGAUUUCAAUAUGUACAGAAUUCAUGGAUGGGGGCUCUUUGGAUGUGUAUAGAAAAAUUCCAGAGCACGUCCUUGGAAGAAUUGCAGUAGCAGUUGUUAAAGGCCUUACCUAUUUGUGGAGUUUAAAGAUUUUACAUAGAGAUGUGAAGCCCUCCAAUAUGCUAGUAAACACAAGAGGACAGGUCAAGCUGUGUGAUUUUGGAGUUAGCACUCAGCUGGUGAAUUCUAUAGCCAAGACGUAUGUUGGAACAAAUGCUUAUAUGGCACCUGAAAGAAUUUCAGGGGAGCAAUAUGGAAUCCAUUCUGAUGUCUGGAGCUUAGGAAUCUCUUUCAUGGAGCUUGCUCUUGGGAGGUUUCCAUAUCCUCAGAUUCAGAAAAACCAGGGAUCUUUAAUGCCUCUCCAGCUUCUGCAGUGCAUUGUUGAUGAGGAUUCGCCUGUCCUUCCGGUUGGAGAGUUCUCCGAGCCAUUUGUACAUUUCAUCACUCAGUGCAUGCGAAAACAGCCAAAAGAAAGACCUGCACCUGAAGAAUUGAUGGGCCACCCGUUCAUUGUGCAGUUCAACGACGGAAACAGCACUGUGGUGUCCAUGUGGGUGUGCAGGGCGCUGGAAGAGAGGCGGAGCCAGCAGGCGCCCCCGUGAGCCUGGCAGGGGCGCUAAGAGCCCAGGACUGGUCGCCCAGGGGAGGACCCACCUGUGGCACCCCCUCUACUUUUACUGUCUGCACCAGAAGAGCUUUGCUGCGCCUGGGCCCCCCUGCUCUCAACUUAGACUCUGUCUGAAGAUGGCCUGGCCUGAGGCGCCCUCAAGGGUGACCAGCCCUGCCAGGGCAAGCCCUCCCCUCUGGUCUGGACGCACUGACUGGGGGGUAGGGGUGUAUGGAGGGUGGGAGCAUCAAGAACCAUGUCCCUGUUCUUCCUUUUUCCUAACAUUUUCCUCUGUAAAAGGCCAGCAUCACUGAUGGGAAUAAAGGUGUCAGUGCUUUGUAACCGCCUCCCCCACAAUGGGGGUCCACGAUGUAGGGAGUGUGUUACCCACUCAGGAUUGGGGGCUGGGCUCUGUUUCAGUCAUACCCCUGUGCCUGGAGCCGCCCAUCCCCAGGCACCUGUACGCAAGCACCACAAACCAAGCCCCAAGGCAGAAGUGGUUGGAGCUGGGAGUGGGGAGCAGAACAACCCCAUCUGGGUGGUGGGAAAGGAGGGCUAGAGAACCCAGUGGUUUUGAGGCCCUACUACCACCUCCCUCACCCCCCACCCCCAAGGGGGUGGGUGCAACCCUUGUCCCUAGGCCCAGAGAACCUGUUUCACCUCUGGCCAGGUAUAGCCACCCUCUCAGGUAAUCCUCUCAAGCAGCCACCAGGUAAGUGUGGUUACCCCCACUUGACAGGCCAGGAACUCAGGCUCAAAGACUUGGGCCUCCAUGUGGAGAUCUGAGUGGCGGGUGGAUACAUCUAAAAAGCACAGUCCCGGGGCCACCCACACUUCAGAGCCUCCCCUACCGUGCUCCCCACUCCAUAUGGCACCUUCCUUCAUCCCCCUGACCCCCACCACUGCCAAGACCAAAUGCUGGGACUCGGUUUUGACUUCCGUAGCACUAACCUGGCCCACCUGGAGGUUGUGACACCCUUGUCUUCAGAAUGUAUUGUUUACCCCUCACCCUGGUGUGAGGCACCACAUCCGGACCACUGCCAGCCUCCUACCAGGCCCCUGCUCCCACGCUGCCCCUGCUGCUUAGAGGAAGCCAGUUAACACAAAGCAGGUGGUGUCUGUCCCCUCUCAGAAACCACAGGGACCCAGCUCACUGAGGACACGCCUGUGAAGACCUGUAUUCUACCCCCGUUACCUCUGACCUCAACUCCCCUCACCCCCGACUCCAUUGCAGCCACCUCACCUCCUCAUGGAUCCUUGAACAGCUAGGCAUCCCCCCGCCUCUCAGGGCCAACCAUACCCCAAAGGUUCUCCCUCCCUCCCUAGUGUAGGACUGUUCCCGAGAUACAGCUGCGCAGGCUGGGGCUGCCUCUCCCAGUCUCCAUUGCGCUUAACAGGGGCCACAUGACUGGUGCUGGUGAGGAGAAUGGGAGCAGGUGGUAUGUUCAAGAUGGAGACGUACCGUCUACUUGCGCUGGACUGUACAUGAGCUAGAACUAAGUGACUUUGCUGAUUCGUUACUGGCAGCUGGUCUUACACCAAUCCACACAGGCCUUUGCACCUGGUGCUGGAGAACUGUCCCCCUAACCCCCCUGAUUCCCCAUGACCCACUUCCACACCCUUCAGAUCUUUGUUCAAAUGACACCUCACCUAUGUCAUGUUAAAAAUCAAUGUUGCUUCAAUAAAAAGUGUUUU